This is a messenger RNA of Haemorhous mexicanus (house finch), 2250 nucleotides long. It is a transcript of the gene HMOX2, whose product is annotated as heme oxygenase 2. The coding region runs from base 543 to 1613 and encodes 356 amino acids. Gene Ontology annotation, molecular function: RNA polymerase II cis-regulatory region sequence-specific DNA binding; heme oxygenase (decyclizing) activity; DNA-binding transcription factor activity, RNA polymerase II-specific. The transcript has 6 exons. The record is from RefSeq and is a predicted model, not a curated record. Lineage: Eukaryota; Metazoa; Chordata; Aves; Passeriformes; Fringillidae. Gene Ontology annotation, biological process: heme catabolic process; heme oxidation; regulation of transcription by RNA polymerase II.
UCCCCGCGGUCUCACUGUCUCCGUUCUCCCCAUUGAUUGCCCUGCUCAAGGAGCGGGAAGGCUCUUUAGUUUCAUGAGAAAGAAUCCUAAAGGAGAGAGGUGCAAAUAGGGGAGAGCCAGUGCGAGGAGCUGGAGGUCUGGACAGGAGCGGGGACACGGCAGGGGAAGUCGGUGGUGUUCGGAGGGAAAGCUCUUGGGAGAGAAAGGACGUGCUUUGAAAAGGCUGGAAUCUGCUUCCUGUAUUUCAGAGGAAGGUAAAUGACUUUGUGCCCACAUGUGGACAAUUAAUAGACGGAAGCACACGGAGGCUGCAACACUCGGUCAACAAAAGCUCCUGAUCUGUGUUCAGAGGCGCUGAGCUCCCUCCGUCAGCCCAGGGGCUGAAGCCGCAGCCCAAAGAAGCCCAAGGCCUGGUGCCCUCGGCCCCGUGCGCUGGCUAUCGGUGUGUGCCCGCGGCCCUGCAGGGGCUGUGGGGCGGCAGCUGCGCUGGGUGCCGUUGCUGCAGCCGCCAAUAAAGCGGCCGGGACCGCCGCGUUGCCGCCAUGUUUGCAUCUCGACCGCCCUUUCCGGUUGCCGGGCGCAGCGUCGCUAGCGCAUGCGCACAUUUCCUCUCCUGCCGCCCUCCAGGGACGGGGCCUUGGGCGGGGCCGGCCAGACUGAUCCCAGCAGUGACCACAAUGCCCUCAGCCCUGGAGAGCCCAGAGAGGGGAGAGGAAGAUGUUUUGCACUAUGAGGAAAUAGAAGAUGAUGCUGUCAGCCCCAUGGACCUUUCGGAGCUGCUGAAGGAGGGGACGAAGGAAUCGCACGACCGCGCCGAGAACACCCAGUUUGUCAAGGACUUCCUCAAGGGCCGCAUCAAGAAGGAGCUCUUCAAGCUGGCCACUGUGGCCCUUUACUUCACCUACUCUGCUUUGGAAGAGGAGAUGGAUCGCAACAAGGACAACCCCCUCUUUGCUCCUCUGUAUUUCCCCGUGGAGCUUCACCGGAGAGAAGCUUUGGCCAAAGACCUCAAUUAUUUUUAUGGGGAAGACUGGAAAGAAAAGAUCCAGUGUUCAGAGGCAACUCAGCAGUAUGUGGACAGAAUCCAUCAUGUGGGACAACACGAGCCAGAGCUGCUGGUGGCUCACGCUUACACACGCUACAUGGGGGACCUCUCAGGUGGCCAGGUGCUGAAGAAGGUAGCCCAGAGGGCCCUGAAGUUGCCCAGUACUGAGGAAGGGAUCCAAUUCUAUGUGUUUGACAACAUUUCCAACGCACAGCAGUUCAAGCAGCUUUACAGAGCAAGAAUGAAUGCUCUGGACUUGGACAAGAACACCAAGGAAAGGAUCGUGGAAGAGGCCAACAAAGCCUUCAGAUUUAACAUGCAGGUGUUUGAUGAGCUGGACAAGAUCGGCAGGUCGCUGGGAGAAGAAGCCCAAGAUGGAGGCUUUCCAGUCCACGAUGGAAAGGGAGACAUCCGCAAAUGCCCUUACUAUGCAGACAAACUGGGCACAGCAAGCCCCAGCUGCCCCUUCCACGCUGCUGUGGGCCUGGCCAGGCAGCCCCUGGUGCAGCUGGUGCUGGCAGCCUGCAUGGCCGUGGCAGCGGGAGCUGCAGCCUGGUACAUCCUGUGAUGGGCACAGUCCAGUGUGGCUCUGCUUGGGGGCAAGGGCAGAGAUGUGCCCUGCCUGCUUUCCGACCCUUCCCUUGCUGGUGGUGAGUUGGCUGCAGAGUGUGGAGUAAGGAAAUGAACAGGAAUCCCCUAGGACUGUCCAAACCUCCUUGCACAGCACUGUAACACCUCCUUAGCUGACUAGUGCACGGGACUGCUCAGUGCCAGGGCGUGAGGACUCCACUGCAGCACUGCCCUGCCCAGGCCAGGGCAGCUUUUAAGGCUAGAGAUGUCCUGUCCUGUCCUGGCAAGGGCUUCACAUGCUUGGCUUUUCAUCUCCAUCCCUGAAGCAGUGUCUGGAGGGGGUUUCCUGCCCUGGGUUGCGUCUGCAGAAUGUGUCAUCAGCCUUUCAAACAACGAGCACUUGCUUUCCUACCCUGAGAAGCUGAGGCUGUGCCAGGGGGCUGUUAGCUCAGAGGAGUGUCCUGUUUGGUGCAAUGGCUGAGGAACCAAGUUGGAGGGAGCUUCCUGGGGAUGGGGGCAGGACCAUGGUGGGGUAUGGAGGUGACAGAUCUGUAUUGUGCAACUUUGGGGUUGACGGUUGGUUGUUGGUUAUUUCUCCUGAAGCCUUGAUUGGAAUAAAAAGUUGCAAUGCUGUA